This is a messenger RNA of Zingiber officinale, 1647 nucleotides long. RefSeq names its product formin-like protein 13. The record is from RefSeq and is a predicted model, not a curated record. The transcript has 3 exons. Bases 1 to 1647 code for a protein of 548 amino acids. NCBI's taxonomy places the organism in Eukaryota, Viridiplantae, Streptophyta, Magnoliopsida, Zingiberales, Zingiberaceae.
AUGGAGAUAAUGAGACGAGGGCGAAUUAUCAUGGAAAGAAGAGCACUGCCCCAUUCGCUCUCAUCCUCAAUCGGUGUGGAUUCCUCGUCUCAUCCUCCACGCAGACCCAUUCGGCGAGGGUCUCCUGCUGCUUUACCCUCUUUGCUGUCUCCUCCUACUCGCCCCUGGACGGCUAGAGCCUCUCGAUCAGCCACUCCCUCUCGCCCCGGGGUUGCUCCUCGACCUCGGCCGGCUACUCCCGUUCAUCCCCGGGCUCCCACUCGCCCCCGGGCCCCACGUACUGUCCAACCUGCUUCAUCUACACCAUUAUCUCCUGUUAGUGCUCCUAGAUCCACUUAUAUCCCUAGUCGGGGGCUCGGCGAAAGAGUGAUGGGCCUUGGUGUGGGUACAAGCAAUGUUUCCUUUACCAACUCUGCCUCUCGGGAUGCUUACCAAGCGGCUCGUCAAGCCCGUACUGCGAAUGAUCGCUUGAACCAGAAUGUUUCCAGUCCUUCUAGGCGCAGGGCUCGAUCACCCUCAGAUGACUCCGAUUCUGAUGACCAGCCACUAUGUCAGAGGCGUCGGCGCCUAGUCCCUCGCGUAAUACCAGACUCGAGCCCCUCCUCUAUUCCUUCUCCUCCACGUGCAGCUGACUUUACCCCAUCCCAUCAGGUGAUUCCACCUCCAAUCCCGAGCCAUGCAGACGACCUUCCUAUUCCAUCCAGUAAUCAGACUGUGCCCCCGUUGGCUCAACCGUUCCGCACGCAACACACUCAAGGUGAUGAAGCUGGCCCUUCAACACGCCCUUCGACUGUCCCUCCUGCAGAGCCCCUUCAGGGACCAUCUUCGGCUCCCUCUGGUGCAACCGCCGAGCCUUCAGCUACUCCCGGCUCAGCCGUGGGUCCUUCAGGACCCCCUCCGCUUACUUAUCAAGACUAUUGCACUACCUUUCCUUCUGAAGCACAGUUAUGGUCUCAAACAGAUGUUCCCACAAGCUCUUUGAAAAUGAAAGGUCGUCUGGCCACUCUAUGGGAAGAAAAUACUUCUGGCAUAUUUCAGGCCUGUGCAGAAUCCUUGAUAAUGAAUCAUUCUUUCCAUGCCACCCAUCAUCAGAAUAAGAUGUUGCAAGACCAUGUGGCUGAACUGGAAUUACAACUAAAUGAUCCUGCCCAGGCCAGUCAUGCCUUGCGAGCAGAGAUAAAAUCUUUGACCAGCUUCAGAGCAUCAAAGAGCGAUGGACCAAUUAGCUCAAAAGUUACGUGCUGCCAAGGCCUUGGUGCUGGCUCAAGAUCAAAGUUGAAAUCACAGGAGGUCCGUUUGACAUUUCAAGAGACCCAAUUGGCUUCCCAAGCAACAGAGUUGGCCACUGCCAGAAGUGAACUGGCUCAAGCUAGGGCCACCACAGAGGGCGUGUCAACAGCUCUAGCCCUUUACAGAGAAGGGGAAAACGAUCGCUGCCUGCAACACCGAGCCGAGUAUCUGCGUUCUCCAGAAUUUUGUGCACAGGUGGGACAUCGCUUUUCCACAUCUGCUAUCUACGGGGCGGGAGGGGCUCUACGACAACUUCAUGAGCAGGACUAUUUAAGGUCCAUUCCACCUCCUGAAUUCUUAGACCACGAUCGGAUCAUCAAAGAGAUUCCAGAUGAAAUAUUUGCCCCUUUCGACUGA